GCAUCGAUCCGAGGACUGAGCUAAGCUAACAGAGAGAAAUUCAAACCCUAAUCCAAUCCCGCGACGCCAAUCUCCCGAAACCAAUGUCCAAUCUCCGAGGAGUCCUGACCAACGUAUCUUCCUACUGUCAACGUUCCUUCUCUCAAUCGGUUCUGCUAUGGCGGCGAUCCGUAGUCAACCCUACUCCCAACAACAACAUCGCUCAAACCCAACACAGACACAUCUCCACGACGCUUACGAAACCGGCGUCGUCGAAACACAGCGGCACGGAGCAAGGCGUGAAGCGAAACAGCGCGGAUCACAGACGCAGACUUCUCGCGGCGAGAUUCGAGCUGAGAAGGAAGCUGUACAAGGCCUUCUGCAAAGACCCGGAGCUUCCUAGCGAGAUGAGAGAGAAGAACCGUUACAAGCUGUCGAAACUGCCGAGGAACAGUGCGUUCACGAGAAUUAGGAACAGGUGUGUGUUCACUGGUCGGUCUCGGUCCGUGACGGAGCUGUUUCGGAUGUCUAGGAUCUGUUUCCGUGGGUUGGCGAAUAAAGGGGAGUUGAUGGGUAUAAAGAAAUCGUCUUGGUAAGGGGGCUUUUUUUUGCAAGGGAAGUGACCGAACCAUACAAGAAUCAAACAACUUUUGGCGGCUACUGUGUAAUGAUUCAUUACAGACACUUUAGUUAUGAUCUCGUUUUAAAGACUCUUAUAACACAAAGGGCUGCUUCCUUUUGUUAUGAUCUCGUUUUAAAGGUUGUGGAAGUUAUUCUAGCGAUUCUCGUUGAAUAAGAUUUAACACUUGUCGAAAGCGUUGUUCUUUUUUUAUGAUCUCGUUUUAAGGAUUGUGAAGUUAUUUUGUUGUUGAAAAAACAAAGCCAUAAGGUUUGAUGCA
Molecule: messenger RNA, 878 nt
Organism: Raphanus sativus (radish)
Lineage: Eukaryota; Viridiplantae; Streptophyta; Magnoliopsida; Brassicales; Brassicaceae
Product: ribosomal protein S14, mitochondrial
Exons: 2
Coding region: 84-575 (163 amino acids)
Biological process (GO): translation
Cellular component (GO): small ribosomal subunit; ribosome
Molecular function (GO): structural constituent of ribosome
Source: RefSeq, a predicted model, not a curated record